GCACCUGAAACUGGAAAACACUUCCGCGUUCGCAACUUCAGGUAACGUUGCACUUAUUGUCGUCUCUAAGUCCAAGAGUGCUUUCCUCGAAGGGAUUUGGUCAACCAGGACUUGGCCCUAAACCUUGCAGGAAGCUGAAGCACCAUUUGACAUGGGUGUGACAUCUGAUGAAGGGGCUGUCCAUGGUGCUGAUAUGGACUCUCUGAAGAGGAGCCAUACGGCAGAACUGGUACAAGCCAUAGCAAGGCAAGACAAGUCACGGGAAGUUGCAGCUUUGAGGCGUCUUGGGGAUAUAAGUCUUCAAGAAGGCUGUGCAAAUAAGGCUGUGGCAAACUUAAAGAACUCCUCUGCUCUGUACAGGGCUGCUCUAAGACGAUGUAAAGAUGUUGUUACUAGAGAGGCACUUGAACGACAGAUCAAGUAUGCAGACAAACAAGUCGCCACACUACCCCCUGACAAAGGCGAAGAACACAGCAAAACCCAAUCCCAUACACAAGAGAUGACCAUAUCACAGGUUUCUGAAAUACUAGGUUCCUUAGACAAUGCACUAGAGAAUGCAGCUGACUUGGAUCCUGUCAAAAUUGGCUAUGAAGAUGCCUUAGUAUCUGCCAUAGUAAGCAACAAUACAUUGCUUGAAGUUGAGGCCUUGAAAGGUAUUGCUGAUGUAAAUCUUGAAGUAGGGCAAAAUUCUUGUGAUAGAAAUGUAAACAUGCUAGAAGAUGCUAUAAAGCUGUAUAAAGCUGCACUAGAGCAUUGUGAUGAUAGUGAUGGGCAAGUGUCUUUGGUACACAGGAUAAGGUUUGCCGAAAAGACAAAGGCUUCAGCUAUCAAGAGCAUGAAUUCACAACGUAUACAAGAAAGGGGCAGUCAGAAGUCAGAACCCAAACUAGCGACAGCUGCAGAGGAGCUGCUUGAGUUAGACCUGAGUCUUGAAAGUGGCUUCCGUCUUGAAGUUGCAGAGCGUGGUUAUGAAAGUAAGCUUAUCCAGGCAUUAAGCAGUGGGAAUGGAGUUUUGGAGUUUGAGGCAUUGAAAAGUCUUGGAGAUCUGUACCUACAGAAAGCUAAAGUUAGCAAGGACAAGGAAGAACACUUCAACAAAGCUUGUGCCCUGUACAGUGAAGUCUUACAACAGAGUGUUGACAAGAAUGAGCAACUGGUCAUGGAACACCGCAUCAAAUAUGCAGAAAAGUGCAUGAAGCUAGUGUACUGCCCUGAAGUGGAAAAGUUGGAGACUAAAACCUCAGUGUCAACUAUAUUGGAUGUCAUGAUGGCACUUCAAGAAGUGAGAGAAAAGUAUAAGCUUAGAGGGGAGGGUGUUCAACCAUUGAUAGAAGGUUAUACACACGCAUACCUUAGGGCAAUCUUGGAAAGAAACCAAUGGUUCAAAACAGAGGCGUUGAAAAGCCUUGGAGAUCUGUAUGCGGAGAGAGGAAGAAGCAAUGAGGACGACACUGACUUUGUCAAAGCCAAAGGGCUAUACAAGGCUGCACUGAAAAUGUCCACCCACUCAGCUCAAAGCAUCCUGAAGGACCGCAUCCAGAAUAUAGAGAGAGUCAUGCAAGAGGGACGGAAGAAGCAGGAGCAGAGUCCUGCUGAAGAGAAUGUGAGCCUGGCCACUGGUGAAGAAGUCCAUCAGCAAUCCAGCAGUCACAAGAAGGGAGAAACGUACAUUGUGGCUCUGUCUGCAAGCAGCAGCAUGGAAGCACACAACAUAAAGGAUGCAGACAGGCUAUGCAAAGAACAUCUACAGGAGGGUGAUGAGGCAUUAAAGAGAGGAGACUUAGAUGUGGCUGAACAGCACUUUGCUGCUGCACUUAAGGCUGUACAUGUGAGAGAUUCCAGUGCGGUCCAGUACCAAAAAGAGGCAGAACCUCUGUGCAGAUUGGCCAAUGUCUAUCUACAAAGAGGGAAGGCAACAAAAGAGGCAGGUAACUUCACCAAAGCUGCAGCACUUUGUAAUGCAGCAUCUGUUAGAGCAGCAACAGAUCUAGAGCAUGACCAGUUUACAGUAGAGACCAUAACAACAUCAUUUUGCAAGCAUGUUUUAGAGAUCAACAUCGCAGCAGAUCCUUGUGAAGAGAAGGAGCACAAGAAGCAGCUAAAAGAGAUGAGGGCAGAUGCUGAGAAAGGAAUCAAGGCAGUAGAUCAACAGGAAGAUCCAUAUUUACUUGAAGAGGGUGACCCCAAGAGAACAGAGAAGGAAGAAAACAGGGUGGGCUUGAUAAGGACAUUGUUUGACAGAAUCACAGAAAGUCGUAGGUUUUUCAUAGCAGAGUUACUUGAUGAAUGUAUGAAAGAGAUGGGUCCCCCUCCCUGCAAGUAUAGCCUGAUAGGUUUGGGUUCUCAGGCAAUAGGUUUGGUAACUCCUUACUCUGAUCUGGAGUUUUCGAUCCUGAUAGAGGAUGAUAGUGAGAGCAAUGUCAUCUAUUUCCGCAACCUCACUCAUUAUCUACAUCUCAAAGUGAUCAGCUUGGGAGAAACCAUACUCCCGGCCAUGGGUAUCAAGUCACUCAACGACUUUUACUCAGGUGACCCUGCUGAUAACUGGUUCUAUGAUUCUGUUACACCCCGUGGAUUUGCGUUUGAUGGAGCCAUGCCAAAGGCCAGUAAAACUCCACUUGGGAGAGGCAAGACUCUGACAACACCAGCCAGUGAACUUAUUCACACACCACAAAAUAUGAUCAAGUUGUUGGAGAGAGAUGCCAACCAGUAUCUGAAAGAAGGCUACCAUCUUGCUCUUAUCCUUGGAAAUGUCUCUUUGAUUCAUGGAGAUAAGGAGUUGGUUGAUGAAUACAAUACCCUACUGAAGACAUCACUUGAUGGCAGAGUUAGCUCUUCCCAGCUGGCACAGGUUAUAGUGAGUGACAACCUGGCACACUUUGAGAAGCAAGAGGUGACUGCCCGCCUAUUAGACGUUAAAAAGGAAAUCUACAGGCUGCCUACAUUAUCAGCGACCUACUUGGCACUUUUCCACGGUAUCACACCCCCAACAAUAUGGUCAACCAUCACAAGUCUGGAAAGAGUGAUAGGGCAUGAAAAUGCACACCAUUUGAGUGUGCUAGUGAGCAUCUCAGCAGAAGUCAGGCUACGGACGUACCUCAGCAACGGUGGACAGAAGGAAAACAUGUCAGUGUUGUCAUCAAUGCAGGUGGGUGGAGCAAGCAGUGAGGAGUUGAGGAAGGUGCUUUACUACUCCAACAAGAAACAGCUUUUGAGGUACUAUCACUCAGCCAUGCCCCUAAAGAGGUUAAUUUUGAACCUUUCUAAAGACCACACGGAGAAUGUCCCAUCCUGUUUAUAUGACACUUCUCCUCAAGUGCAAGCAGCCAUAUACCAAACCCUGUGCAGUUAUCAAGAGGCCAUUGGCUACUAUGAAGAGGCAUUACAAAUGAGGCAAAGUAUCUAUGGCAAGAGUGCUGCACAUCCUGCUAUAGCAACUACACUGAGCAACUUGGCAUCAGCCUGGCAUGAUCUCGGUGAUGACAGGAAGGUUGUUAGGUACCAUGAACACACACUGGCCAUGCUGCACAUCAUCUAUGGGCAAAAUGCCACACACCCUGAUAUUGCCACCACGCUUAACAACUUGGGGUCAACCUGGAGCAGUCUUGGAGAUAAAGAAAAGCUAUCAGUUACCACAAACAGGCACUUAACAUGCUUAGAGAGAUCCAUGGUGAGAGUGCCUCUCAUCCUCACAUUGCUGUCUCCCUCAACAACCUUGGAUCUGCCUGGCAUGGUCUUGGAGAUAAAAGAAAGGCCAUCAACUUCCAUGAGCAAGCACUACAGAUGAGACAGGAGAUCUUUAAUGACACACAUCCUGACAUAGCCACCUCACUUCACAACCUGGGAUCUGCCUGGGAUGGUCUUGGUGACUACAAGAAGGCCAUUGUGUACUAUGAGC
Branchiostoma belcheri (Belcher's lancelet) is the source of this 3898-nucleotide messenger RNA. RefSeq lists its product as uncharacterized. Gene Ontology annotation, molecular function: protein binding. Bases 152 to 3787 code for a protein of 1211 amino acids. NCBI's taxonomy places the organism in Eukaryota, Metazoa, Chordata, Leptocardii, Amphioxiformes, Branchiostomatidae. The transcript has 6 exons. The record is from RefSeq and is a predicted model, not a curated record.